Molecule: messenger RNA, 1053 nt
Organism: Fulvia fulva
Lineage: Eukaryota; Fungi; Ascomycota; Dothideomycetes; Mycosphaerellales; Mycosphaerellaceae
Product: Tyrosine-protein phosphatase DSP3
Exons: 4
Coding region: 1-1053 (350 amino acids)
Biological process (GO): dephosphorylation
Cellular component (GO): cytoplasm
Molecular function (GO): phosphatase activity
Source: RefSeq, a predicted model, not a curated record
AUGCCGUACCUAAGAAGCAACCACUUCAAGGGCACCUGGAGCGAAGGCGGAGCAGAGGAGGUUUCUAUCAUGACCAUGGGGUUGAUGGGGUGUGGGCGGAAAGAGUUGAAUGGGCACAUUGAUCCGCGAAUACCUACGAAAGUAGCGGACAUCAUGGGAGAGGCAAUGACCCUGACAAAGACUCAAGAAGAGGCAGAUGAGUAUGCAUCGAAGCCGCCGACGCCUCCACAGAGCAGUUCGCCCACACCUCGAGUCACCAUCGCGGACUGCCCAGUGAGGCUGCAGCCGCUUUCGGUGCCGCGAAAUUAUGGCGCAGUCGAACGUGACACCAUCUACAGGAGUGGCAAGCCUGCAAAGGAGAAUCUCGACUUUCUCGCGGCAUUGGAUGUCAACACCAUGCUUACAUUGAUCGACCCAUCAGCCGAUGAUAAGAAGAUUGAUGCUGAGGUGUACGACUUCGUGAAGGCACACGGCAUCAAGCAUGAGAACGUGAUCAUCACGCCGAACAAGGACAAAGAUGGGACACGUAUCUCACCUGACAGUCUUUGCGAGGCACUGCUCAUUGUGCUGAAUCCGAUGAAUCACCCUGUGUAUAUCCAUUGCAACCAGGGCCGCCACCGCACUGGUUGCAUUGUUGCGUGCCUGCGCAAGAUCCAGCAAUGGCCAAUCGAAGAGAUCUUGACUGAGUACAACACGUACGCCCACCCGAAGCCUCGCAAAGAGGACCUUGCUUUUAUCAAGGCAUUCGACCCAUCAGUCGUGUACGAGUACGCCAAGGCAAACCAAAUGGUUGGAGCACGCGCCAACUCACAACAUCCCUUCGACAGCGCGCUGGACAUUUGCAAUAUGGCGAGUGGACUCCCCACGCACGAGAUGGCGCAAACGUCGACUAGUCGGUCGAGUAGCUCGGACAGCGAUGACUGGCUCGAGAUGGCUCGUGGCCGACACCCACGCAGACGCGACGCCGAUGGGGAUGUGGUCAUGGAGAUGGGUGAACAUGACGCGCAGCUCGACGACCCACAGCACACGACGAAUGCUAUUGGUUUUCGAUAG